GCUACCACCUCCCUCCCCCCCCCCCCCCCCCCCCCCCUCCCUCACUCCGCGCUUCCUCUGCGGGUGGGUGCGGGCUCUGUUCCGAAUGGACUGGCUGGCUCGCUAGCUCGUCGGCUGGACGAAUCGAUUCGUCUCGAUGCUCUGCCUACCUUUGCCCCCUGCCUUUUCCUCUCGAGGAGAAGAUGUUUUGUUCCUUGUUGUGGUUGGGCAAUCUGUGGAUUACCUUUUUGUCUUGCGCGUGUAGCAGUUUUUCAGAAAAGUGGAGUUGACUCGGCUGUAGCUAGCGUGGAUACCUACCAGCGACAUAUAGAACAGAUAAUAAGCACUACUUGGUUGUGUGGAGCUCAUGUCGAAUUCAGAUUUCUGUAAUCGUUCAGUUACUUAGGGCCGACCCAAAAUUGCUUGCGGCAGCUUUGCUAGGGCCGACCCAAAAUUCAGAUUUUCUACUGAGUGGUUAGAUCUUCCUAGCUAGGGAUGAAUGAGCUCUGGCAUGGUACUCCUACCAAGAAUGGAGGAAUACAGACGUCUAGCUCUAUGCAUGAAUAUUCGAGAGCAUUACCGAGAGAAACAUACAUACAAAGGCUUAAGCAAGAGUAUACUUUAUAAUUGACGCACUGCUUUGUCAAAUACCCUGCUUCUUUCAUGAUUUAGACAAUUGUAUUGUAUCUGACAAGAUUUUGAAAUAACUCAUACAAAAUGAGAUGGUGCCCUGCCCCAUUGACAUAGUUAAUAACGCUAUUGACGAUCACCUAGCCAAGAGGCUCACCGAACUGUGUGGUUCCGAGAACAAAUUAGUUGUGGGAAGUUCUGAAUAUAAAAGAAUAAUUGAAAUGAACCUAGGAAUAGCCUGUCUUUAUGUUGAUGUUCCGGAUUGUGAGAUCAUAAUUUGGAGUCAGAUGAAUCCCGUGCGUACUUUACUUGGUUUCCCGACAGGAGACAUGACUAUUGUGCUGCUAUAUGAAGCACCCGUUGGCAUUGCAAUUUUCUCUUUUGAUGGGGACUACCUCAAUGAUCCAGCAAAGGUUCUUAUUUUUUCCUUGCUGAUGCUCCUUAAGAUUUGGCUGUCAUCAAUGACAAACUCAAGAUCAUCUAAUCGAUUACUCUGCUUUUUCUACAUGACUUUUGGUGGACGGCUGGGCGACGUGCUGAUUCUCGGUGGAAGGGAGCGAGGAGGCGGAGAGUUCGAUCAGAGAAAGCAAUUGUGCAAUCUCUUUCUCCAGAUGGUGGGACGAAUCAGAAGUCCACCAACCGCUUGCACGUGUCAUGCGUGUUUGUCGGAACAGAUUUGCAGCUACCCCUAUCCUCUCCAUAUCAGUUGUACUCAUUACUUCAGAGAAAGAUGGAUGGUCGUAUGUACACCAAUCUGGAUCAACAGAGCUUACUACGUUGCAUUAACCAUACCUUUGUGGUCGUCAACUGAAAUGGAUUAUUUUUUUCAAGUAUUAUUUCAUGGAUUACUGUUUGCUAUUCCAUUACUUGGUGCUCCCGACACCGCAUCUAUUGAUGACACCACACACCACUUGAGGAUGCUUCGUUUUCUCACUCAAGCACAACGUUAACGACUAUUGUUAAGGAAGCUCAUCGCUUGCAUCAAAUCGAAUUGCGUGAAAAGGAACAUUUGAAGUUCUUGCGCCUUCUUCUUAAGGAUUUUAUGAUUAAAUAUGGCAUUGACACUGAGAAUUGGAUUCUGGUCCAAUUUGCAACAGCUCUGAAGAUUAUUGUUUUAUGCCCCUGGAGCAUCAGGUAUGUCUGCAUGCUUAAUUCACUCAUUUUUUUGUGCAGUAGGAGUAGUUGCUAGAAAUUUACUGAAUUUUGUUUCCAGUAGAUGCACUGAAUUUCAAAGAAAGAGUACUCUAGGAGUACAUGGAGUUGAUGCACUGAAUUUAGUUUGCAGUAGAUGCACUGAAAUUUACUGAAUUUUGUUUGCAGUAGGAGUAUUUGCAGUUCUGAACUGCUAGGAGUACUUGUAGAAGCACUUUGCUGGUGCACCAUGCAUAUAACUUGAGCAAAGUGUCCUCUGAAUUUAUAUGCACCUAGCACUUCUGUUCAUGCCCUCAUCUGUUCAUGGCCCAGGAGUAAAAGAAAAGGAACACACAUAAAUAAGCUACUUCUAUACCAUUAAUCCAGUGGGGUAUAUCAUUGUUGCUUUGACCAUCUGUACCAUCAAUUAUCGAAGAACCAAUGGCCACAUUUCAUUUUGAUUAACAGUGACUAAUUUAACUUGAGAUGCAAAUAACCAAUUGGUGUAACUGGAGUUCUAAUACCAAAGAUACUCAUCGGUCACAAAAAUGACAUAGUAAACAAAAAUAAAUAACAUUGACUGUUCCUGAUUUGUGGCCACAUCAUAAAUAUUUCUCUAAUGUAGAACACUCUAGUGGAGUCUAGUUUUACAAGAACGGAGUGAUCAAGGCAGUGUGUAAUAUUUGUGCAGGAAAACAAAGCCGGGUUUAGAUGUAGUAGAUGAUUGAUUACAAAACAACAAAAGAAUAAUAUACAUAAGCAAACCAGCAAAACGAAAAAUAAUG
This is a messenger RNA of Triticum aestivum (bread wheat), 2525 nucleotides long. RefSeq lists its product as uncharacterized. The transcript has 7 exons. Lineage: Eukaryota; Viridiplantae; Streptophyta; Magnoliopsida; Poales; Poaceae. The record is from RefSeq and is a predicted model, not a curated record. The coding region runs from base 702 to 1559 and encodes 285 amino acids.